This is a messenger RNA of Ornithodoros turicata, 932 nucleotides long. RefSeq lists its product as uncharacterized. Bases 110 to 865 code for a protein of 251 amino acids. Lineage: Eukaryota; Metazoa; Arthropoda; Arachnida; Ixodida; Argasidae. The transcript has 5 exons. The record is from RefSeq and is a predicted model, not a curated record. Gene Ontology annotation, biological process: protein ubiquitination. Gene Ontology annotation, molecular function: zinc ion binding; ubiquitin-protein transferase activity.
ACUUUGUCAACACCAUGCCAUCAGGAACACUGUCAUCAACAUCGUCCCAAGGUGUACGCGUGCAUAUCAUUCGAGAGUUGUGGAAGAACAGGACGAUCGUAGAACGAGGAUGACCACUUCAGGUGCGACUGGCAGGUGCUCUAAGCAGGCCCUGGUGGCCUCUAAAGAAGAGCACAUCUGCGGUGUCUGCUCCUACCCGGCUGAUGCUCUCGUUUCCCUUUGUGACUGCAAAGGCUUUAUCGGUGCCAACCAUAAAACCUGCCUGGCCCGAUGGCUGAAGGGGCGCAAUGUCGAUCGUUGCAACGUCUGCCAGGGAACAUUCAAGACAGGCAAGAGUCCCAAGCCUGUGGCCGAGUUCUUCAAGGAUCCUGAAAACAAGACUGACGUGCUCCGCAUGGUGGUAACGCUAGUGUCAUGUUUGGGUGAUGUAAUGAUCAUGGUGCUUGCGUGGCGCUAUGCCUCAAGGAAAGUAUUCGGCAAGAACAUACUGCUCUCCAUCAUCGUUACCAUCAUCUUGUUGCUUCAGAGCCUCUUCUGGACUGUGAUCUUCGUUGUUAGAAUUUGGAUCUGCUAUGCACCUUUCCAGAAGUGGCGAUUGCGCACAACAUCCAUAGACAUGACAACGACAGCUGCUGCCGUAAAAGAACAUGUCAAGUCACCUGUUGUUUUAAGCUCCGCCCCCCACUCGGAAGCGAUUUCGGAAUACGUGACACCAUUCAGCACUCCACCCGGCAAGACCUCUCCAGCUGAAGAGCCGCAGGGAAAGAUGGAACGUCCCACCGUUGGCCCCAUAGAUGUUGGUGUUGCUGGAUCCGGAAAUGGUGGAGCUAGGAAGCCGCCCGGAGGAUCCUCAGCCAAUAUGUGAACAUAACGAUGCCCCAAGAUGCUGAUGUACAUUUUUUUCGUUUUAAUAACAGUCGACGUCAAUUCCA